AUGGGCGGGCAAGGCUGGAAAAAGUACGUCGUGGGGGACGAGCUCGCGUCCUUUAAGCAGCAUGGCGGGCGGUCGUGGCUCAACCCGACCAUCCCGUGCUGCGAGAAGGAGUUUGUCUCGUGCGAAGAGGGCGAGAUCAGCCAGAUCGAGUGGGGAAGCAUCCACGGACUCCGAGGGACGCUGCCUGCGCAGCUCGGGCUCCUCACGUCCCUCAAGGAGAUCGACGUCGAGCGGACCGCCGUAUCGGGCACGCUGCCGGUCGCCCUCGCCUCUGCGGCCUCCGGGCUCCGACGGCUCAAGAUCAAGCAGACCAACAUCACGGGCACCCUCCCCCCCUCCCUCUUCACCUCGGGCACACUCGAGGAGCUCUCGGCCAAGCAGGCAUGCGCGCUGCAGGUACUCGACCUGCGGCAGAGCCAGUUCUGCGCGGGCAGCGCCAGCUACGCCGCCGACAGGCCCUGCCCCACGGGCUGUGGACGUGACGACCUCGCCAUUGCUUAG
Emiliania huxleyi CCMP1516 is the source of this 501-nucleotide messenger RNA. RefSeq lists its product as hypothetical. Bases 1 to 501 code for a protein of 166 amino acids. The transcript is spliced from 4 exons. NCBI's taxonomy places the organism in Eukaryota, Haptophyta, Isochrysidales, Noelaerhabdaceae. The record is from RefSeq and is a predicted model, not a curated record.